CCAAGCUUCAAGCUCGGGAACGAUUAAUCGCGCGAAAAUUCGAGCUGGCCGCGCAAAAAGUUCCAUCCUCAAUGCCAAAGCUAUCGAUUAGUAUCGCCUGGCAAUUGGGCAUUGUUUUUUAUAGAAGCAGCAAGAUGAGCACCUAUCUACAGAGCAGCGAGGGCAAGUUCAUACCGGCCACCAAGCGGCCGGAUGGCACCUGGCGCAAGGCGCGUCGCGUCAAGGAUGGCUACGUGCCCCAGGAGGAGGUGCCGCUCUAUGAGAGCAAGGGCAAGCAGUUUGUGGCGCAGCGCCAGGCCGGAGUGCCGCCUGGCAUGUGUCCCCUGAUGGCCGCCGAGUCGAAGAAGGAGCGCGAGAAGCAGGAGCGGACCAGGGCCAAGAAGCAGGAAAAGGAAUCUGGCAGGCAGCCAAAGGCGCCGGCGCCCGGCGUCCUGGUUAUGCCGCCCAGCACGUGUCCGCCACCCAAAGUCAGUCAGCAACAGCAGCAGCAGCCCUCUGGCAGCCGGGACAUCAACUCGAUAUCCAAGGCGCUGGAGGACACCCUGAAACUGGAAGCGCCCCAGGAGGUGGACCCCGCCAAGCAGUUGAAAAAGCUGCGCAAGAAAAUCCGUGAAAUCGAACAGAUCGAGAGCAGGAUCCAAGCCGGCGAGCAGAAAAAGCUGGACAAGGACCAGCUGGACAAGGUGAAAAAGAAGUCGGAGAUCCUGCGACAGAUCAAGGAAUUGGAGAGCACGCCGCGCUCAUAGCCCAAUGCUCCAUCUCCAGAUCCAGCUCCAGUUAACUCAGAUACUGCUAUAUCCUCUCACCUCGUGAACAAAUCACCGACCAGAAGUCGCGCCGCCUCUACACGAAAGAACACAUACAUGCCUAUGUCUGUUAAAUAGUUAUAUUAGUUUUAGCCGAAGAUGUCAAGCCAUUUAGUAAUAUCGAUCUAUUUUAGUAAUGUGUGUCUGUCUUGAAACCUAGUUUAUACGAAUGGAGAAUCGCCGCGUUUAUUUAUGUAUAGGUAACUUUGUAAAUCAGAUUUAAUAAAUUAAACCCAUUUGAAGCGAA
This is a messenger RNA of Drosophila teissieri, 1053 nucleotides long. It is a transcript of the gene Pym, whose product is annotated as partner of Y14 and mago. The record is from RefSeq and is a predicted model, not a curated record. Gene Ontology annotation, molecular function: RNA binding. NCBI's taxonomy places the organism in Eukaryota, Metazoa, Arthropoda, Insecta, Diptera, Drosophilidae. The coding region runs from base 72 to 746 and encodes 224 amino acids. The transcript has a single exon. Gene Ontology annotation, cellular component: cytoplasm; exon-exon junction complex. Gene Ontology annotation, biological process: exon-exon junction complex disassembly.